AAGAACCUGGAGCAGACGGUGAAGGACCUUCAGCACCGUCUGGAUGAGGCUGAGCAGCUGGCCCUGAAGGGCGGGAAGAAGCAGAUCCAGAAACUGGAGGCCAGGGUGCGUGAGCUGGAAGGAGAGGUUGAGAGUGAACAAAAGCGCAGCGCUGAUGCCGUGAAAGGUCUGCGCAAACACGAGAGGAGAGUGAAGGAACUCACUUACCAGACGGAAGAAGAUCGGAAAAAUAUUCUCAGGCUUCAGGAUUUGGUAGACAAACUUCAGGCCAAAGUGAAAUCUUACAAGAGACAAGCUGAAGAGGCUGAGGAACAAUCCAACACAAAUCUAUCUAAAUUCCGCAAGCUCCAGCACGAGCUGGAGGAGGCUGAGGAACGCGCUGAUAUUGCUGAGUCCCAGGUCAACAAGCUGCGGGUAAAGAGCCGGGAGGUCCACACGAAAAUCAUAAGUGAAGAGUGAUCAUGUCCUGAUGCUACGGAACGACUGAAGAGAGGCACAAAAUGUGAAGUCUUUGGUCAUUUCCUUCUGUAAUUAUUGUCUAUUCUACCCUACUGCAAAGGAAAUAAAGAGCAUAGGGUACUUUGCAAACAGCA
Herpailurus yagouaroundi (jaguarundi) is the source of this 593-nucleotide messenger RNA. Its product is annotated as myosin-8. Gene Ontology annotation, cellular component: myosin complex. The record is from RefSeq and is a predicted model, not a curated record. The transcript has 4 exons. Lineage: Eukaryota; Metazoa; Chordata; Mammalia; Carnivora; Felidae. The annotation marks the transcript as partial.